Molecule: messenger RNA, 2370 nt
Organism: Zychaea mexicana
Lineage: Eukaryota; Fungi; Mucoromycota; Mucoromycetes; Mucorales; Lichtheimiaceae
Exons: 3
Coding region: 1-2370 (789 amino acids)
Source: RefSeq, a predicted model, not a curated record
AUGGGCCUUUUAAAGAUAAGCAGUUUCAAAAAGUCGCGUCGGAAUAAGGAACAAGACCCAUAUGCGCCACCACCACCAGGGACGGCUGCAUCAGCAAAGGCACUGUCUUCUGCACCCGUGUCGAGUGCCCCGAAGCUCGAGCCACUGACGCUUGAUUUAGACUUUGAUACGAGUCGCUCGUCCGUGCCACUAGCUCCUCCACCCGCUGCGCCUUCUGGUGUAGCUCAAGAGAAUGCAUCGGCCCCAACAGUCGUGCGAAAGCCUCUUGUAGCAACUGCAAGCUAUGCAACGACUGCAACAGCAACUACAGCUGCGCCUGCUGGUCCGGGCGCUGGAAGCCUUUUCGAUGAUAUCUUUGCUGAGCUCAAGAAACCUGUACCUGCCGAGCAACCAUCAAGAGAUCCUGACUUGCAAAACGACUUGUCAAUGUACUUGGCUUUGUCGAAUUCGUUGGACCAUGGCGGUAGCACGACGGCCACAACAAAGAACCAAAAUGUCACUUCAAAUGUCACCACCGCUUCCAAAUUGGGCAAUGGACCGACAAACGCCGCACCCAGACCCUCCGACAUGUUUGGUAGUGACAGCAUUUACAGCAGCUAUCUCAACAAUUUACGCUUGACCGACGAUAACAACAGUAAUACGAUUACCACCAAUACCUCUUCAUUUAACGAUAACUCCAUGUUUGCGUCGCUCCUUAAUCCUUCUUCCAACACCUCUACUCAGUACCAGCAGCAGCAGCAAGCAGCACCUCCACCACCACCGCCAACAACCCAAAAAGUGCUAGAUUCCGAUGUAUCAGACGACGAUGAGGACGAUAAAAAGGACUCUAGUGAAGACGAAGAGGGCGAGAAAGACAUGCGCAUGACAAAAGGAAUGCAGCCAAUUAUGGCACGACGAGGCCAGGAUCAUCGCCUGAAUGUGGAGCGCAAAGUCAACAACUGGGCAACCCGUGUGGAUCCAGAAGCAGAGUUGAUCGAAAUUAAUGAAAACAUGAUUGAGCGUAUGAAGGAUCGACACAGACACCAAUAUCGUGUGGCUGCUAUGCGGCAACAGCAGCAACAGCAACAGAUGAUGUACAAUGUAUCUUCUCCACCCAUGCAGCCAGCCAUGUAUUCUCCCGGUGGCGGUUUGGGCGAUCCCAUGAUGUACCCUCCACAGCCUCACCCUACUGCUAUGGAUCCGAUGAUGUAUAAUCCUCAGAUGGAUCCGAUGAUGUAUAAUCCUCAGAUGGAUCCGAUGAUGUAUAACGGUGCCAACGGCACUAAUGGUAUGAUUCCCCCAGCAGUACCACCAACUGGUAUGCCACCUGUUCCGCUACCUCCACCUGCUCUCGCACAACAGCAAACUCCACAGUCUUCUGGGAGUUCUUCUGCGUCCCGACCACCACGUCGCUCAGAACCGACAUCGCCAGUCCUUACUGCAUCUACUGCUAGCUCAGUUUCUUCUUCGGAUGGAGAGCCUGUGCCAACGUCGUCUGCACCAAUUUCCAAAAAGAAGCACCGACGUCAGAGAAGCACUGGUUCAAUUUCAUCGGCAGAAAAUGUUGCAGCUGAAGCUGAAGCUCCUCCCGCCGCUACUAAAAAGACAUCCAAGAAAAGCAGCAAGAAACAGCAGCAACAGAAAGCCGACUCUGUAUCAUCCGGUCAUGAUGUCUCUUCUGACGAGAAACCUAUACAAAAGAAAGUGGAAGCUUUGGAGCACCAGUAUCAACAAAAAGUUUCUAACAAAAAGAAACAGGAUGAUGUCGCUGAACGCCAGCAAUCUACUCCAAAGAAGAAGCAUGCGGCAAAGACUGAUACAGUUUCGUCCAGUCAUCAGCCGGUAGUGUCUAGCAAGAAGAAGCAUCACGAUCAACAGCAACCUACACCGACGGAAUCUGUCUCUUCGACUCGUAGUCAUCACCAGUACAAAAAGAAACAGCAACAACCUGAGGCUGUUGUUGCAGCUCACGAUCAACUUCGUAGCUCGUCGACAAAUACGGCUCCACAACGACUAAAGCAUGCAAAGAGCAACCCAGACAUGCAACAACCACAACCUUACGCCGGUUACUACUAUCCUCAGCAUGAACUCCAGCACGAAUGGGACCGUAUGCAGGCAUACCAACGAGAACAACAGUUAAAACAACAGUACGUGCAACACUUUUAUGGCGGUCGCCAUAGAGGGGGAGGUCAGCACCACCCACCUUCCAUGAUGAUGAUGCCUGGCGGUUCUUCAGCUCACGUGCAAGCACCACAACACAUGAUGCCAUCAUCACCACAACUCCAACAUCAGCAACCUUUUCAACCUCAGCAUCAACAGCAACAGCAAGCAUACUAUCACCAACCUCAUCCUCAUCCACAUCCACAUCAAUCCUACUAUCCCAUGCGCUAA